Drosophila takahashii is the source of this 3359-nucleotide messenger RNA. Its product is annotated as serine protease inhibitor 42Dd-like. The record is from RefSeq and is a predicted model, not a curated record. NCBI's taxonomy places the organism in Eukaryota, Metazoa, Arthropoda, Insecta, Diptera, Drosophilidae. Gene Ontology annotation, molecular function: serine-type endopeptidase inhibitor activity.
AUGAAGUAUCUAUGUCUGAUUUUGUUGGCCACGUCAGUGACUGGUCGAUUCACUGAUGAUUUAUACCAGUAUUUGGCUAAGGAUAAUGCAAACGAGAACAUUAUUUCUUCGCCCCUUUCCGUGGAAAUUGCCAUGAGCCUGGCCUACAUGGGAGCUGGGGGCAAAACAGCCCAGGAAAUGAGGAAUGUUUUGAAAUUACCAGCGGACAAAAAAGAAGUGGCACGUAAAUACAAGAAUUUUUUGACAAAUCUCAAACGACGCGAGAAGGUGGCAAUCCUUGAUUUGGCCAACCGCAUUUACGUAAACGAUCGCUACUCGCUAGUUCCGGAGUUCAAUCAGGUGGUUAGAGAUUCCUUUAAGGCCGAAGCCGAGGCCAUCAGCUUAAAGGACACAACAAAAGCGGUUUCGAUCAUCAACAAUUGGGUGAAAGAUCAGACGCACGACAGGAUCAAAAGCAUAGUUAAGAAAGAAGAUUUGAGCAAUAAUUUUAUAAUGGUUCUCUUGAAUGCAAUUUACUUCAAAGGCCAGUGGCAGUACCAGUUCGAUUCUAGCAAUACCAAGAAGGCCGAUUUUCGAACUGCUGACAAAAAAAUCGGUUCUGUCCAGAUGAUGUCACUUUCGGGCUCAUUUAGAGCGAAUUAUAUACCCGAAUUAGAUGCCAAAGUAAUCGAGCUUCCUUACCGCAAUUCAAGCCUGUCCAUGGUCAUCUUUUUGCCAGAAAAAGUCGAUGGCCUGCCAGAAUUGGAGAAAAAGAUCGCAGGUUUCUCCGGGUAUCUGCGAAGACAUAAUGUGAAUUUGAAGCUGCCAAAGUUCAAAAUCGAAUUUUCAACCCUUCUAAAAGAUAUUCUUAUAAAGAUGGGCAUAGUAGAUGCAUUCACUCAGGGAGCGGAUUUAAGUGGUCUAGUAAAAGCAGAAGCCAAAAUCAGCAAAGUCAUACAAAAGGCUUUCAUCGAGGUUAACGAAGAGGGUGCUGAGGCAGCAGCUGCUACAGGGGUGUCUUUCACCUGUGAACGUUGUAGGCCCCCGCCUUCCAUGGAGUUCAAUGCAGAUCAUCCGUUUGCAUACGUCAUUCGCGAUGAGAAGACCAUUUACUUCCAGGGGCACUUCGUAAAGCCUAAACGUCUAAUUUUGCUGGCCACGUCAGUAACUUGUCGAUUCACUGAUGAUUUAUACCAACAUUUGGCUAAGGAUAAUGCAAACAAGAACCUUAUUUCUUCGCCCCUUUCCGUGGAAAUUGCCAUGAGCCUGGCCUACAUGGGAGCUGUGGGCAAGACAGCCCAGGAAAUGAGGGACGUUAUGAAACUGCCCGCGGACAAAAAGGAAGUGGCACGUAAAUACAAGAAUUUUUUGACAAAUCUCGAACGACGCGAAAAGGUGGCAAUCCUUGAUUUGGCCAACCGCAUUUACGUAAACGAUCGCUACUCGCUAGUUCCCGAGUUCAAUCAGGUGGUUAGAGAAUCCUUUAAGGCCGAAGCGGAGGCCAUCAGCCUAAAGGAGACAUCAAAAGCGGUUUCGAUCAUCAACAAGUGGGUAAAAGAUCAGACACGCGACAGGAUCAAAAGCAUAGUUAAGAAAGAUGAUUUGAGAAAUAAUUUUAUAAUGGCUCUCUUAAAUGCGAUUUACUUCAAAGGCCAGUGGCAGUACCAAUUCAAUACUGCCAAUACCAAGAAGGCCGACUUUCGAACAGCUGACAAAAAACUCGUUCCUGUCCAGAUGAUGUCACUUUUAGGCACAUUUAGAGCGAAUUAUGUACCCGAAUUAGAUGCCAAAGUAAUCGAGCUUCCUUACCGCAAUUCAAGCCUGUCCAUGGUCAUCUUUUUGCCGGAAAAAGUCGAUGGUCUGCCAGAAUUGGAGAAAAAGAUCGCAGGUUUCUCCGGGUAUCUGCGAAGUCAGAAUGUGAUUUUGAAGCUGCCAAAGUUCAAAAUCGAAUUUUCAACCCUUCUAAAAGAUAUUCUUAUGAAGAUGGGCAUAGUAGAUGCAUUCACUAAAAAUGCGGAUUUUAGUGGUCUAGUACAAGCACAAGCCGAAAUCAGCAAAGUCAUUCACAAGGCUUUCAUCGAGGUUAACGAAGAAGGUGCUGAGGCAGCAGCUGCUACAGUUUUGACAGCGUACCAAAUGAAGUAUCUAUGUCUGAUUUUGUUGGCCACGUCAGUGACUUGUCGAUUCACUGAUGAUUUAUACCAGCUUUUGGCAAAGGAGAAUGCAAACGAGAACCUUAUUUCUUCGCCCCUUUCCGUGGAAAUUGCCAUGGGCUUGGCCUACAUGGGAGCUGAGGGAAAGACGGCCCAGGAAAUCAGGAAUGUUUUGAAACUGCCCACGGACAAAAAAGAAGUGGCACGUAAAUAUAAGGACUUUCUGACAAAUCUCGAAGGACGCGAGAAGGUGGCCAUCCUUGAUCUGGCCAACCGCAUUUACGUAAACGAUAAAUACACCUUAGUUCCGGAGUUCAAUCAGGUGGUUAGGGAUUCCUUUAAAGCCGAAGCCGAGGCUAUCAGCGUAAAGGAUCGCAAAAAAGCGGCUUCGAUCAUCAAUAAGUGGGUGAAGAAACAGACUCGCGACAGGAUCAAAAACAUAGUUGAGGAAGAAGAUAUAACCAAUGAUCUUAUUGCUGUUCUCUUGAAUGCAAUUUACUUCAAAGGCCAGUGGCAGUACCAGUUCGAUUCUAGCAAUACCAAGAAGGCCGAUUUUCGAACUGCUGACAAAAAAAUCGGCUCUGUCCAGAUGAUGUCACUUUCGGGCUCAUUUAGAGCGAAUUAUAUACCCGAAUUAGAUGCCAAAGUAAUCGAGCUUCCUUACCGCAAUUCAAGCCUAUACAUGGUCAUCUUUUUGCCGGAAAAAGUCGAUGGUCUGCCAGAAUUGGAGAAAAAGAUCGCAGGUUUCUCCGGCUUUCUGAUGCCACGGAAUGUGAAUUUGAAGCUGCCCAAGUUCAAAAUCGAAUUUAAGUCCCUUUUAAAAGAAAUUCUCAUGAAGAUGGGCAUAGUAGACGCAUUCUCUAGAAAUGCGGAUUUUAGUGGUCUAGUAAAAGCAGAAGCCAAAAUCAGCAAAGUCAUACAAAAAGCUUUUAUCGAGGUUAACGAAGAAGGUGCCGAAGCAGCCGCUGUUACAGCUGUAUUGAUGACAGGUAAAUGCGCAAGUUGUGGGCCCAAGCCUCCCAUGGAGUUCAAUGCAGAUCAUCCGUUUGCAUAUGUCAUUCGCGAUCAGAAGACUAUUUACUUCCAGGGGCACUUCGUAAAGCCUAAACAAUAAAGUUCCCGUUUUAAUUCACGCACACAAUUACAAUACAAUUCAAAUUUUAUAAAAGUUCAGUAAUACAUAAGUGGUAAAUAAAGAGUGGUCGUGAGAGUGCCUGAACUAUCGGA